GCAAAAAAUUGCUGGUAUGGAAGACUUGUUAGAGUUGAGGCCUAGGACUGGCACGCACAUCCCUCUCUUCUUCUAGCAAUGUGAGAGAGAGAAAACGAGUGUAGAAAGACACGGACACCACCACCAAAUCCAACAACAACACCGAGGUUUUCUCACUUUCCCUAUGCAUUUUGCAAUUUUAGACAGAAAAAGCCAGCUAGCCUAUAGUGCCUAUACCAAACCAAAAACCAACCGAUAGUAGUAGAAUUGUACACUACUCUCUCUUUCCCUUUCUCUUUUUUACUUUUCUCAGUUAUGGUAGAUAGUCAUACUAGUAUUACUCUAGUAUCAUACUAUCCAUCUUUAAUCUUCCCAAACCCAGUGCUUAUUUUUUCCUUCUCUUUUAGUAUUUAUCUAACAAAAAUGAAAUACUAGUACUAGUACUACCAUUUAUGUCCGUUUUUCUUUGUUUGUGCAAUUGUACAAGGAUCCUCUUUUCAACUCUCAAAUCCCAAAUCUCAAAACCAAAACCAAAAUACACUUUUUUUUUUACCAAUGCGUUUCGUACUCAGUUUUCGGUGACACCCACAAAUUCCAAAAACACAACCAAAGUUAAAAAAAACAAAAACAAAAAAAAAAAGCAGCAGCAGAAAUGCAAGAGACAAUCCUAAGUGUUCUUUCCGACCAACAACCCAACAACAAGAAAAAAUCCGAAGAAGAUGAUGAAGAAGAAGAAGUGGAGUUGGUGGUACCACCGCCAUGUCUGGUGGUUGGUCGGACUCGAUCCCCAAGUGGGUCGAGGCGCGUGUCUCCCACGGCCUCUCCUACCACCGUGGAGAAAUUACUUCCAAAUGGAGAUUUGUACAAUGGAACAUAUUCAGGGAACGUGCCACACGGUCAUGGCAAAUAUCUGUGGUCAAAUGGGUGCAUGUACGAAGGUGAGUGGAAGAAAGGGAAAGCGAGUGGGAAAGGGAAGCUUUCAUGGCCAUCAGGAGCUACCUAUGAAGGUGAUUUCAAGUCUGGGAAAAUGGAUGGGUUUGGUACUUUUAUUGGAAUCGACGGUCACACUUACAAAGGGUCUUGGAUUGCAGAUCGAAAGCAUGGAUAUGGUGAAAAGUUUUAUGCCAAUGGGGAUAUCUACAGAGGGUUUUGGAAAAGGAAUUUGCAGGAUGGUCAAGGAAGGUACAUGUGGAGCAAUGGGAAUGAGUAUGAGGGUGAAUGGAAGAAUGGGAUUAUUUCUGGAAAUGGGGUUUUGGUUUUGAGCAAUGGGGAUAAGUUUGAUAUGUGUUGGGAAAAUGGGGUCCCGAAACCGAAAGGGAAUGGUAAUAUUGUGAAUGUGAACGCUACUAGGAAAAGGUCUUCAGUGGAUGUGGUGGAGAAUGUGGAUUUGGAUGUGGUGAGGAAUGUGAAUCUAUUCCCUAGGAUUUGUAUAUGGGAAUUGGAUGCUGAGGCUGGGGAUAUUACUUGUGAUAUUGUGGAUAAUGUGGAGGCUGCGUCUAUGUUUUGUAAGGAUGGGAAGGAAGAGCAGUGUGUGAAUCAUGGAAAUUGGGGUUGGCAGACACCCCCGAGUCCUGGUUUGAUGGCUAAUGAUGAGGAAGUUAAGAAACCGGGUCAGAAGGUUUCCAAGGGACACAAGAACUACGAUUUGAUGAUCAAUCUCCAAAUGGGUAUUAGAUACACUGUUGGAAAGGAUGCUUCAAUGGUGAGGGAACUUAGGCCAGGGGAUUUUGAUCCCAUGGAAAAGUUUUGGACAAGGUUUCCACCUGAAGGAUCCAAGUGUACGCCGCCACAUCAAUCAGUGGACUUCAAAUGGAAGGAUUAUUGUCCCAUGGUGUUUAGACAUCUGAGGGAAUUGUUUGGAAUAGAUGCUGCGGAUUACAUGCUUGCUAUUUGUGGAAAUGAUGCGCUUAGGGAAUUGUCUUCUCCUGGGAAAAGUGGAAGUGUAUUCUACCUUACUCAGGAUGACCGGUUUAUGAUCAAAACUGUCAGGAAAUCUGAAGUCAAGGUGCUUAUUAGGAUGCUUCCAAGCUACCACCAACAUGUUUGUCAGUACAAGAAUUCCUUGCUAACAAAAUUCUAUGGCGUUCAUUGUGUCAAACCAGUUGGUGGUCAAAAGACACGUUUCAUCGUGAUGGGUAAUCUCUUUUGUUCGGAGUACCGAAUCCACAAACGAUUUGACCUCAAAGGAUCUUCUUAUGGCCGCACCACUGAUAAGCCUGAGGGGAAAAUAGAUGAGACAACUACAUUCAAAGACCUUGAUCUGAAUUAUGUGUUUCACUUGGAACGAUCAUGGUUUCAAGAACUUAUCCGGCAAAUUGAUAGAGACUGUGAAUUCUUGGAACGGGAGAGAAUCAUGGAUUACAGUCUUUUAAUAGGUGUUCACUUCCGUGAUGAUUACUCAAGUGAUGAGAUGAAGAUGUCACCAUUCAAUUUGGAUUCAGGCAAAAGUGAUACGCAACAUGAGCAGAGAGGAUAUCUAAUAGGCAAAGUAGAGUUGCAAGAUAGUGAUUGGAUUAUUGUUGGCGGGGGACCACCUAUCAGGUUAGGGGCAAACAUGCCUGCUAGAGCAGAAGAGAAGGUGCCAAGGGUUGGAUUGGAUCAACAUUCAGGGAGUGGGAGUGAAAGUAGCAAUUCAACAUCAACACCUCCACAGUGUGGUGGGGAGGUCUUUGACGUGAUUCUUUAUUUUGGUAUCAUUGACAUUCUCCAAGAUUAUGAUAUUAGCAAAAAGCUAGAACAUGCUUACAAGUCCUUGCAAGUGGAUCCCACCUCCAUCUCAGCUGUUGAUCCGAAGCUAUAUUCCAAAAGAUUCCGAGACUUCAUUCACAGAAUUUUUGUGAAGGACAAGUCAUAAACAACAAUUUUGAAGAAAACCCAAUUCUCAGAUUGUUUAAUCUUAUGGGUUUCAGCCCCCAUACAGCAGGAUGCCAGGAUUUAUAUAAAUCACCCUGGCUAUGAAUGCUGCAAAUAGGCGGUUAAGGCUAAUCGAGGAAAAGAGCUGGGGAUGUUUAAUGGCUAAUUUUUUAUUUUUAUUUUUAUUUUUAUUUUUAUUUUUUAGGCCUUGAUAAAAUAUAGGCAAGGAGGGCGGUUGGUGAUUUCACACCAAGGUGUAUAUCUCAUUAGAAACAGCAGGUGAUCACAACCUUUUUCUUUUUGGUUUUUUGGGAGUUGGGUUUUCUAUUUUGUGGUGGGCAAUUCAGAUAUAUUGGUCUCUCUGGUAGCAGGGUAUAGAAGAUAGAGAAAAUGCUUCCAGAGAAAUGCGGAAUAGGAGGGGAUUCAAUAAAGAAAUGUACAGCACAAAAAGAUGGGUAUUGGAAUUGAACAAAAAUUUUGUUGGCA
Quercus lobata is the source of this 3318-nucleotide messenger RNA. Its product is annotated as phosphatidylinositol 4-phosphate 5-kinase 2-like. Gene Ontology annotation, biological process: phosphatidylinositol phosphate biosynthetic process. The transcript is spliced from 8 exons. Bases 632 to 2833 code for a protein of 733 amino acids. NCBI's taxonomy places the organism in Eukaryota, Viridiplantae, Streptophyta, Magnoliopsida, Fagales, Fagaceae. Gene Ontology annotation, cellular component: plasma membrane. The record is from RefSeq and is a predicted model, not a curated record. Gene Ontology annotation, molecular function: ATP binding; 1-phosphatidylinositol-4-phosphate 5-kinase activity.